Molecule: messenger RNA, 4570 nt
Organism: Alexandromys fortis (reed vole)
Lineage: Eukaryota; Metazoa; Chordata; Mammalia; Rodentia; Cricetidae
Gene: Ttbk1
Product: tau tubulin kinase 1
Exons: 14
Coding region: 1-3927 (1308 amino acids)
Biological process (GO): peptidyl-serine phosphorylation; signal transduction; peptidyl-tyrosine phosphorylation
Cellular component (GO): cytoplasm; nucleus
Molecular function (GO): protein serine/threonine kinase activity; ATP binding
Source: RefSeq, a predicted model, not a curated record
AUGCAGUGCCUAGCGGCUGCUCUUAAGGACGAAACCAACAUGAGUGGGGGAGGGGAGCAGGCCGACAUCCUGCCGGCCAACUACGUGGUCAAAGAUCGCUGGAAGGUGCUGAAAAAGAUCGGGGGUGGGGGCUUUGGUGAGAUCUACGAGGCCAUGGAUCUGCUGACAAGGGAGAAUGUGGCCCUCAAGGUGGAAUCAGCCCAGCAGCCUAAGCAGGUUCUCAAGAUGGAGGUGGCUGUGCUCAAAAAGCUUCAAGGGAAGGACCACGUGUGCAGGUUCAUUGGCUGUGGCCGGAACGAGAAGUUUAACUACGUGGUGAUGCAGCUGCAGGGUCGGAACCUGGCUGACCUGCGUCGCAGCCAGCCGAGGGGUACUUUCACGCUAAGCACUACACUGCGGCUGGGCAAGCAGAUCCUGGAGUCCAUCGAAGCCAUUCACUCCGUGGGCUUCCUGCACCGGGACAUCAAGCCGUCCAACUUUGCCAUGGGCCGGCUGCCUUCCACCUACAGAAAGUGCUACAUGUUGGACUUUGGUCUGGCCCGGCAGUACACUAACACUACAGGGGACGUCCGGCCCCCUCGGAAUGUGGCCGGGUUCCGGGGGACUGUUCGCUAUGCCUCGGUCAAUGCCCACAAGAACCGGGAGAUGGGCCGCCACGAUGACCUGUGGUCCCUCUUCUACAUGUUGGUGGAGUUUGCAGUGGGCCAGCUACCUUGGAGGAAGAUCAAGGACAAGGAGCAGGUGGGGAUGAUCAAGGAGAAGUACGAACACCGGAUGCUGCUGAAGCACAUGCCCUCGGAGUUCCAUCUCUUUCUGGACCACAUCGCCAGCCUUGACUACUUCACCAAGCCUGAUUACCAGUUGAUCAUGUCGGUGUUUGAGAACAGCAUGAAGGAACGGGGCAUUGCUGAGAAUGAGGCCUUUGACUGGGAGAAGGCAGGCACUGAUACCCUCCUGUCCACAAGCACCUCCACCCCACCCCAGCAGAACACCCGGCAGACAGCAGCCAUGUUCGGAGUGGUCAACGUGACACCAGUACCAGGGGACCUGCUUCGCGAGAACACUGAGGACGUGCUCCAGGGCGAGCACCUGAGUGACCAGGAGAAUGCACCCCCGAUCCUGCCUGGGAGGCCGCCAGAGGGCUUGGGCCCUGGUCCCCACCUUGUCCCCCACACUGGGGGUCCUGAGGCUGAAGUGUGGGAGGAGACAGAUGUCAACCGCAACAAACUGCGCAUCAACAUUGGCAAAACCCCCUGUGUGGAGGAAGAGCAGAGUCGAGGAGUAGGGGUCCCCAGUUCCCCAGUGCGUGCCCCUCCAGACUCCCCAACAACCCCAGUACGGUCUCUACGCUACCGGAGGGUCAACAGCCCAGAGUCAGAGAGACUAUCUACAGCAGCUGAUGGGCGGGCAGACCUGCAUGAGAGGAGGUCACGGAUGGAUUUGCCUGGGUCACCCUCACGACAGGCCUGCUCCUCACAGCCAGCUCAGAUGUUGUCAGUGGACACAGGCCAUGCGGACAGGCAGGCCAGCGGCCGCAUGGACGUGUCAGCCUCCGUGGAGCAGGAGGCCCUGAGCAACGCCUUCCGCUCGGUGCCUCUGGCUGAGGAGGAAGACUUUGACAGCAAGGAAUGGGUUAUUAUUGACAAAGAGACAGAGCUCAAGGACUUCCCUCCUGGGGCCGAGCCGAGCACGUCAGGUACCACGGAUGAGGAGCCUGAGGAGCUGCGGCCUUUGCCUGACGAGGGUGAGGAAAGGAGACGCCUAGGGACAGAGCCCACUGUCAGGCCCCGAGGACGUGGCAUGCAGACGCUGGCAGAGGAGGACCUGCGGCAGAUGCUGCCCCAGCCUGCACCACCUCAGCUUAGCCAGGCUGAUGGCCGGUCAGAGACAUCCCAGCCACCCACGCCUGGCAGCCUUUCCCACUCUCCCCUGCACUCGGGACCCCGCCCUCGACGGAGAGAGUCGGACCCCACGGGCCCUCAGAGACAGGUGUUCUCUGUGGCGCCCCCACUUGAGGUGAAUGGACUCCCCCGAGCUGCGCCUCUGGGCUUGCCCUACCAGGACUUCAAGAGAGACCUCUCUGAUUAUCGAGAACGGGCCCGGCUGCUGAACAGGGUCCGGAGGGUGGGCUUCUCGCACAUGCUGCUUACCGCCCCACAAGUCCCCUCGGCUCCCUUUCAGCCUCAGGCCAAUGGAAAGGAGGGAGAAGAGGAGGAGGAGGAAGAAGAGGAGGAGGAGGGAGAAGACGAAGAAGAAGAGGAAGAAGAGGAGGAAGAGGAGGAGGAAGAUGAAGAAGAGGAGGAGGAGGCAGGGGCUCUGGGGGAGGUGCUGGGGCCUCGGAGUGGUUCUAGCAGUGAGGCCAGCGAGCGGAGCACUGAACGGAGCCAGGAGGGGGCCCCAUCCACACUGCUGGCUGAUGAUCAGAAAGAGGCUAGGGGCCGGUCCGUGGCUGAUGGGGACCUGGAGCCUGAGGAGGGCUCCAAAACGCUGGUGCUCGUCUCCCCUGGCGACAUGAAGAAGUCGCCAGUCACUGCCGAACUGGCCCCUGACCCUGAUCUGGGCACCUUGGCCGCACUCACCCCUCAGCAGGAGCAGCCCCAGCCUACUGGAAGUCAGCUGGAUGUAUCGGAGCCGGGCACCCUGUCCUCUAUCCUCAAGUCUGAACCCAAGCCCUCAGGACCUGGAGCAGGGCUUGUGGUUGGGCCAGUGGCCACUGGUGGGGCGGUGGCAGUCACCUCCUCACCCUUCACCAAAGUCGAGAGGACCUUUGUUCACAUUGCGGAGAAAUCCCACCUCAAUGUCAUGUCUUCCGGAGGGCAGGCCUCCAGGCCAGACGAGUUCAGCACUGGGGGUGAGCUGGGCCUGGAGAUGCUCUCUGAGGGGGCCACUGCAGAGGAGGGGGCCCCAGUGCCUCUGGAGAAUGGCCUGGCUUUGUCAGGGCUGGAUGGAACUGAGACAGAGAGUUGUGUCCUGUCUGGCUUUCCAGGAGAAACACCCUCAGAAGUAGUCACAGACUCGUUGCCCAAUGGCGCAGCCCUUGCUGAGGGGCCAGCUCCGGCAUCCCCACUGGAGCCAGUCACCAAGAAAGGGACCACUGUCUCCCCAAGCCGCCUUGCUAUGCCAGGUUCUCGCCCCAGGAGCCGCAUUCCUGUCUUGUUGUCUGAAGAGGACACAGGCUCAGAGCCUUCGGGCUCCCUGUCAGCCAAAGAGCGGUGGGGCAAGAGGGCCAGGCCCCAGCAGGACCUGGCACGGCUGGUGAUGGAGAAGAGGCAGGGCCGCCUGUUGCUGAGGCUGGCCUCAGGAGCCUCGUCCUCUUCUAGCGAGGAGCAGCGCCGUGCCUCUGAGACACUCUCUGGCACCGGCUCUGAGGAGGAUACACCUGCCUCAGAGCCCACGGCAGCCUUGCCUAGGAAGGCUGGGCGGGCAGUGACCACCCGGAGCCGGAUUCCACGCCCCAUCGGUGUGCCCACGCCUGUGGAAGGGCAGCAGCUUCCUGGCAGACCCCAUGGUGCCGCCUCAGCGGCUGACGUGGCCAUUACCAGCAGGCUCCAGCUACAGAAGCCCUCAGGGUUGGCCACUGCUGCUGACCUCCGUCCAAAACACUCCGCGAGCCGGGGUCCCGGCCCAGUUCGCGCCCAAGUCUCCAAGCCUGCAGCGCCCCGCAGUCCCGGCCUCCCCGCCUCCACCUCGCGCCACCCCAGCGGGUCCCCGCGGAGCCAGUCCCUGCCCCGCAAAGAGAGCUCCGCUCCGUCGCAUCAAGCCCGGCCCAGCGCCCCUCCCUCUCGGGGGGUUCUCCAGGCCAGAUCUCAGCCCGAGGCCUCCCCAGGGGCCCCCAAGAAAGGACCCAGAGGGAAACAACUGCAGACUCAGCGCGCAGCAACCAAAGGCCGGGCGGCAGGCUCGGAGGGUCGGCCCGGGAACAGAUAAUGACACCGGCCUGCGGCUCUCUGCGGCGCCCCCUACCCUCACCCCGGUCCCCACCCGCAGCUGGCCACACUGGAGCAGCUUCCAGCACAGCCUUACGCGCCCGCGCGCCACCGCGGCCCCAGCUUCCCGCCUGCACUCGCCAGGACGCACGUGAGCAGCCCAGCCAGCCCACUGACCCCGGAGGGUGCGUGUCUCGGUUCGUCUCUCUGCGUCCUCCCUCCCUCCUACCGCCCCACUGCAGGGACAGGCUCACAGCAGAUCCUCUGCCCCGGGAAGGCUCAGCACUUAUCGCCUGAAGACUCAGCUUUUAGGGCCUGUCCCCUUCUCCUACCAGGUCUUGGCUGAUCUCUAUGCCCCCCACCCAAGGGGCUUACAUCUGCUUACACCUCUUGCGGCCCACCUUGUCCUCAUCCCCGUCUUCUUCAGCCUCCAACCCUACCCAACAGGAGCAACAGCCUCAAAUUCCAGAAGUGUGCGGUCUCUAGACCGCCCACGGUCCCUUGGAGCCAUGGUGGCCACGAAAGGCCAAGCUGGGAUUGGGAAUGUGGAAGUCAGAGGUCGUUGGCUUAUUUAGGUUUAAGGGGACACCUCUAGUCGGGCUAAAGUCAGCUCUAUGAGAGGCACAGGUCGUAAGAGGGGUUGC